Messenger RNA from Penicillium mononematosum, 291 nucleotides. RefSeq lists its product as uncharacterized. The record is from RefSeq and is a predicted model, not a curated record. The transcript has 3 exons. Lineage: Eukaryota; Fungi; Ascomycota; Eurotiomycetes; Eurotiales; Aspergillaceae. Bases 1 to 291 code for a protein of 96 amino acids.
AUGCCGCGAACCUAUUACGGCUCUGGCGCCAUCCAGCGCGGAAUUGACAGAAUUAGCCGGCCCAGCGCCGGGGGCGAGUCAGUCAUGUAUGGUCAUCACAGUCUCCAAACUGGCUCACGUGGUCUUUCGGAUUUCGAAGUGCACCAAUAUGUUGGCAAUACCCGCAGGCGCUUUGUAGUCGUCCAAUUUAAUAAGCCAGGCGGGGAAUUCGGUGGCUUACGUGGAACCGUGCGAGAGACCAACUGGAAGGACACCUUGAAUCGAUUCAUAGCGAUACUCAUUCGUCCCUGA